AUGAAACCUACUCCCUAUGGCGAAGUGGAUGAAAAAUCACCGUUUAUAUUCAUCGGUGGCGUUCCGCGAUCAGGCACUACACUUAUGCGUGCUAUGUUAGACGCUCAUCCGGAUGUGCGAUGUGGCGAGGAGACGAGAGUUAUACCCAGGAUACUUGGUCUCCGAGCGCAAUGGAAGAGAAGUGAAAAGGAGUGGAAUCGUUUACAGCAAGCGGGUGUUACUAAUGAAGUCCUCAACAGAGCCAUAUCAUCAUUUGUCAUACAAGUUAUUGCUGGUCAUGGCGCACCAGCUCCUCGAUUAUGCAACAAGGAUCCAUUCACAAUGAAAUCUGCGUCGUUUUUGGCUGAGCUGUUUCCUAAUGCUAAGUUUAUUUUUAUGAUCAGAGACGGGAGAGCGACGGUUCACAGUAUAAUUUCAAGAAAAGUGACAAUUACUGGUUUCGAUCUGUCUAGCUAUCGUCAAAGUUUAACUAAAUGGAACGCUGCGAUAUCAGUCAUGGAUGAACAAUGCGCUAACAUUGGCAGUAAAUGCUUACGGGUGUAUUACGAACAACUAGUAUUGCAUCCUGAAUCCCAAAUGCGGCGAAUAUUAGAGUUCUUGAAUCUUCCGUGGAACUCCACGGUUUUGCAUCAUGAGCAGUUUAUAGGAAAGGAUAUCUCUCUAUCAAAAGUGGAGCGCAGCUCAGAUCAGGUUGUCAAACCGGUAAAUGUGGAUGCAUUGUCGAAAUGGGUGGGUGUGAUACCUGAGGAUGUUGUAAAAGAAAUGGAUAGUGUGGCACCGAUGUUGCGGCAGUUGGGUUACGACCCAGAUGCGAACCCUCCUAACUAUGGAACACCAGACGAACUGGUGGCGAAGAAAACAGAAGACGUUCACAAGAAUGGUGAAGAGUGGUACAGAAAAGCAGUGAUGGUCGUGAAUGAUCCGAACCGAGUGGACAAACCAACCGAAUAG
Molecule: messenger RNA, 951 nt
Organism: Haemonchus placei
Lineage: Eukaryota; Metazoa; Nematoda; Chromadorea; Rhabditida; Trichostrongylidae
Source: the annotation of a GenBank genome assembly